Molecule: messenger RNA, 3383 nt
Organism: Cuscuta epithymum
Lineage: Eukaryota; Viridiplantae; Streptophyta; Magnoliopsida; Solanales; Convolvulaceae
Source: the annotation of a GenBank genome assembly
ACAACAUAGGACUCUCCAUCUCGAACUCUCGAAGUCUCCCUUUUUCGCAGUUCAGUGCAUUUAUAAUCUGGGUAAAACAAAACCCUAAUCUUGAAACGGUCAUAUACACGUGCAGUGAACGCUAUGUCGGAGAACGACCCUCUGCCGGAUGAUCUCCGGUGCAAACGGACCGAUGGCAGGCAAUGGCGGUGCAAGCGGCGCGUCCUGGAAGGGAAGAAGCUCUGCGAUCUUCACCACAUGCAGGGCCGCCACCGGCAGAUGAAGCAGAAGGUCCCGGAUUCUCUCAAAUUCGAACGGGCGAGGAACAUAAAGAUCAAGAAUAGCGGCGAAAUUGGGGUCUCCAAGAAGAAAUUGAAGGCUUCUAAGCGGAAACGCUGCGUUUCGGAGGCUUUGGAUGAGGCAUUGAAGAGGAUGGAGCUGAAGAGAGGGGAUUUGCCACUGGAGCUGAUUCGGGUUUUCUUGAAAAGGCAAGUAGAGAAGAGGAAACAGAAAGAGUUGAAGAACUCGGUCGAAUUAACUCGUGAAUUACCCAAUGCUGUUAUGGCUAUUCCCAAUUUGCCUUCUCAUGAUCCUAGCAACUCCACCUGUUCUUCUUCUAACAUUAAAUUGGGAGUGAAUUUGAGCCCGUUCUCAGCCAGACAUUUUCGGUCAAAGAAUAUUGAACCACUUCCCAUCAGUACAAUGCAGGCUCUGCCGUUAUCAAAGAAUAUGAGGAAAGUUAAGAGGAAGAAAUGCCACUGGUGUAGAAGAACCAACUACAGGACUUUAAUCAAGUGCUCAAGUUGCAAAAAGCAAUUCUUUUGCACAGAUUGUAUUAAAGAACGGCACCUCGAGAGGCUUGAAAUUCAGGGUUCAUGCCCUGUCUGCCGUGGCUGUUGCAACUGUAGAAUCUGCACAAAAUCAAAACCCAAGGAUACCAACUACAUCAAGGAAUUUUAUAGGGAUAAGAAAAAGGUAAGAAAAAGUCGUCUGCUUUAUUAUCUGGUCAAUGCCCUUCUUCCGGUGCUGGAAAAGAUUAUCCAAGACCAGUACAUUGAGUUGGAGGUAGAAGCUAACACAACAGGAAAACCAUAUUCCAUAGUCCAGAUACAACAAGCUACAAUGGGCUUUGAGAAUUCAUAUUGCUGCAGUAAUUGUAAGACUUCCAUUCUAGAUUUCCAUCGCAGCUGCUCAAGCUGCUCUUUUCUACUUUGCAUCAAUUGCUGCUCUGACCUUCGGCAGAGAUAUAAAUCUUUUUCUGGCGUGGAUGAUGGUGAUGUCAGCAUAUCUUGCCCAUCUACUGAAUCUGGUGGCUGCAGUGGUGGUAUUCUUCAAUUAAGAUCUCUGUUUCCUUGCAAUUGGCUUAAAGAGAUAGAAGCCAAUGCUCGGGAAGCAUUAUGCAGCAGCAGAAGGUUUGAUGAAACUAAAGAAGUUGAUAAUAAUGACACUGCAGUAAAUAAUUUGCUCAUGGAGAUGGCUCAAAGGCUCGAUUCGAAUGACAACUUUCUGUACUGUCCAAUUUUGAAGGAUCUUCAAUUUGAAAAUUUUAAUAAGUUUUGGGGGAAGGGACAUCCUGUUAUUGUAAGAAGCGUGCUCCGAAGUUCUUCAGAUCUGUCAUGGGAUCCUGUUUUUAUGUUCUGCACUUAUCUUGAGAAGAGGUCUAAGUUUCCAAAGGAGAAAGAGGCAAAAAGAAAACCAGAUUCCUUGGACUGGUGUGAGGUAGAAAUUGCCACAAAGAAGACAUUUAUGGGCUCAUUGCAAUGGCAAACACAGGCAACUAUUAGGAAGCAGGCGGUUAAGCUUAGAGCAUGGCUUUCUCCCUAUUUAUUUGAAGAACAGUUUCCACUCUAUUAUGUUGAAAUCAUGCGAGCGUUGCCAUUCCAGGAGUAUAUGAAUCCCAAAUCUGGUGCCCUUAAUUUAGCCCUGAAUGUACCAAGGGAGACGCAACCACUUGACCUUGGCCCUUCAAUCUAUAUUUCAUAUGGUGGGUCUGAAGAGCUCGUGAGAACUGAAUUCGCUACUAACCUUUGCUUUGAGCCAUAUGAUGUGGUUAACAUUUUAGCAUAUGCUGCUGAUGCACCCAUUUCUAAAGAACAGCUUUGCAAAGUAAAAACUUUAAUGAAAAAGAAGAUUCACAUGAAGGAUCAGACAGAAACUACAAGCACUUCUACCGAGCAUAGAGGAAAAUCAUCCCUACAGAGUGAAGAUACCGAUGAGUCGGGCUUGCAGGAUGUGAAUGCAGAACAAGUCCAGUUGCCUGAUGCAAUUGCCAAAGUGCCCUUCUACUCGGCUGAUUCACACACAAAAGCCCAAACGGUCCUGGAGGAAAGUAAUAUGCUUACUGAUAGUGAAUGUGAUGCAGGAUCUGAUUCAGACAUCUCAAUUCUCUGCUCUGAAUCAAUUGACAGAUUGACAGAUUCAGAAAAUGAUGAUCCCUUUCACGAAAGUUGUAUGGAAAAAGUGACUGCAAUUUCUGGGGCUCAGUGGGACAUUUUCCGCCGACAAGAUGUACCAAAACUUCUAGAAUAUCUCGGGAAGCACUCUAAGGAGUUCACCUCUUCUUGCUGUUACUCUAAAAAAGUUGUGCAUCCAAUUCUUGAUCAAUGCUUCUUUCUGGAUGCGUAUCAUAAACUGAAGCUUAAGGAGGAAUUCGAUGUACAACCAUGGACCUUUGAGCAACAUCCUGGUGAAGCUGUUACCGUGCCAGCUGGAUGCCCAUAUCAAGUGCGACAACUUAAGUCAUGUGUCAACAUUGUUUUGAACUUUCUAUCACCCGAAAGUGCUGCUGAGUGCAUCCGUUUGACCGAUGAGAUCCGGCUCCUUCCAGGACAUCACAAAGCCAAAAAGAAAUUGAUGGAGGUUAAAAAAAUGGCUAUUUGUAGCAUCCAAGAUGCAGUUGACAAAAUUCAAGAUAUCACUAAUACACGUACUUGAAUCGUUCUGAAAAGUCAAAGCUAUCCAACAUGAAGAUAUCUCAAAGCUUGGCUGGACCGUAUCCCAAAGGAAGAGCUCUCUUGUCCUUUUGUUGUUGAGAAAGCUGCAUUAUAUUAGCUCCUUUUAUACAUAUCUUCGUAAUUGGUUAAUUGAUUUACUAUCCGAACGGGUUUCAUCUUCAUUUUCAUCUCAGUGACUGACAUGAUUAAACAAAGGCAAUAAGAAUUUAUUUGGUGACAAUGUGGGGUUUGACCGGCGAUCUCAUUAGUGGAACUUCUUCAUAUGCUAACAAAAUUUUAUUCACUUGUAAAUUGUUAGGUGUAAUUGUGUAAAUAACAAUAGCUUUCAUUUUCUCUAGGCGUACACAAUUUUGGUACUUGCCAAUUAUUUGGUUUAUUCAUUUGUUAAGCGGGGUUUUAUGCUAUGGUUAUUUCUGGCUAGAAUAAUGAGAAUUAUAUUUCAAGCGAAAA